CCAUGAUGGAUUCAGGCCGUCCCGAGCCCACUACAUAUCUGAGGGCAUAUAGCACGUAGCCUACGGUAGAAACACCUGUUUUGUUUUGCAAUUUAUCCUCGUCGGAAUGUUUUUCAAUUAUCAGCAAGAUGACCAGGAAAUGCGUGAUGCUUGUGCCCUCGCUUUAUCGGCAUCACAGAUACGAGCUUGCACUCUCAAUUGCAACGAACUAUUCUCGAAGCACAGAGACAGCCAUUUGGUCGAAGUGACUCGCUUUACAUCUAACGCGUCCUGUGUUCCAUCAGUCCACAGCUUUACUAGCUGUGUGCAGUUAUCGGCUUACUUUGACAAUGAUACGAGCAAUGUGGGUGAGCAGGAGGCUGGUCUGGAAAUAUAUUCGAUUCACCAGAAAGAUACAUGGGCGCCACUCAGCGUUAGCCGCGACAUGAUCUCUCUUAUCAUGGAUCAGUACCGCCUCAGUUCUGGUUUCCUCCAGAUCCUGGCUUGCUUUCGAGAUCGAUAUCUGUCGACGGAAGAAGGAUUUUCGGGCGCUUCACAGUCGCUGUUCACGAGUAGCCGAUCUGAGUACGGUUGGGUCUACAAAUACUCGGAAAAGAAAGCCGUCAAGUCAGGGAAUCCAUGGCGGAUUCGACAUACAGGAAUUUACCACUUAGCCGAUCGAAAACGAGAGAGAUCAGUGCUAUUUAUCAUACAUCCAAGUCCGUCCGCGCACUUCAAGAUCUACCUUCAGCAAUUGCUACAACAACCACAGGCCAGAUCCAGAAUACUAUCAAGCCCCAUGCUGAUCCACUCGAUGUUGAUCUCUACACAUCUCAGCUCUUGGCGUGACUAUCUCGAGUACCACGAGACACAGCUUUUGCAAUUAGACAUGAAACCAGCCUGCACAUCGCUCACGCAAUCCCUCGUUACAUUCGACACUCUCAAAGAAGUUCGUGCUGUGGAAAAGAACAUCCUGCCGCUCGAACCUCUCCUUGCAUCAUUCGAAAGGCUGAUGCAUGACCUUGAAGAAGCCAACAGUGUCUUCACUGAAGCGAAUGACGCGAAAGAUAGCCCUUCUGCGAUCAUACAAGCGGCACUUAUCCAAUUCCGCAAAGAUGCUGCAUCGUACAGAAGACAAGUUCUAUACAUGGAUAGACGGGCUCAAUCGACUGCUCAGUCAGUGCUAGACGCCUUAAAUCUGGGGUUCCAAGAACUGGCCCAAAGCCAGAACAGAAAUACGUUCGACAUGGCGAAAUCUGCACGAGAGGACUCUGUCGCUAUCAGAGCUAUUACGCUUGUCACAUCGUUUUAUCUACCAUUCUCAUUCGUUGCCGUAAGUGUAAAAUUGUUUCUAACGUUAGAAAACAAAGCUGAGCAUGCACAGACCAUGUUUGGCAUGAACCUUGUUGAUUUCGACUCUGGGUCCCGCGAUCUUGUUUUGUCGAAUCAACUCUGGCUUUACUUUGUGAUCUCGGUCCCUCUCACCGCCCUUACGCUGGCAUAUUGGAAGUGGAGAAUGCAAAUGUAUCGCGAAGGCUACAUGAUUGAGGAGAGGAGGCCAGGGAUAGAUACGAAGCCACUGAAGAGCAACUCAGAUAUCGAAAUGGUAUAGUACUAGUUUCCUAUAGAGACACAAAGAGACGUUACGAAAACAAUAGACAUU
This is a messenger RNA of Dothidotthia symphoricarpi CBS 119687, 1642 nucleotides long. RefSeq lists its product as uncharacterized. NCBI's taxonomy places the organism in Eukaryota, Fungi, Ascomycota, Dothideomycetes, Pleosporales, Dothidotthiaceae. The record is from RefSeq and is a predicted model, not a curated record. The transcript is spliced from 4 exons. The coding region runs from base 107 to 1591 and encodes 494 amino acids.